Messenger RNA from Synchiropus splendidus (mandarinfish), 1379 nucleotides. RefSeq names its product transmembrane protein 59 (gene tmem59). NCBI's taxonomy places the organism in Eukaryota, Metazoa, Chordata, Actinopteri, Syngnathiformes, Callionymidae. The coding region runs from base 70 to 1029 and encodes 319 amino acids. The record is from RefSeq and is a predicted model, not a curated record. Gene Ontology annotation, cellular component: late endosome; lysosome. The transcript is spliced from 8 exons. Gene Ontology annotation, biological process: positive regulation of autophagy.
GUCUCGCGAGAUCCGUGUCGGUGAAGGCGGAAGAGGAGUCCGCUGUUUGUUUGGGUUUCACUUGACAAAAUGGGGACGCGUCCUGGCGCUCUGCUCCUUCUUGGACUCCUGCUCUUCCCCGCGUUGGUUUCAGCCUCCGAAGAUGUGUUCAACAGCGUGCUGGGGAGCACGCUGUCCUGCCAGAAGUCGUGCGAGAUGACGUACAGUUUGCACACGUAUCCCCGGGAGGAAGAGCUGUACGCCUGUCAGAGAGGCUGCCGCCUGUUCUCUAUUUGCCAGUUUGUCCGUGACAGCGAGGAUCUCAACCAGACCAAGUCUGAGUGUGAAUCAACCUGCCGAGAAGCGUACAAAAACGCCAAUGAACAAUACGCCUGCAUCCUGGGCUGCCAGAACCAGCUUCCGUUCGCUGAGCAGCGACAAGAGCAGUUGGAGGCCAUGGUGCCGAAGAUUCACCUGCUCUACCCGCUGGCUCUGGUGCGCGGCAUGUGGGAGGACGUGAUGAGCACGGCGCAGAGCUUCAUCACUUCAUCCUGGACCUUCUACCUGCAGGCCGACGAUGGCAAAGUCGUCAUCUUCCAGACGGAACCAGAGGUCCAGUUUUUCACCGAGCUCAACAUAGACAGACAAAACCAGGAUUCCCGAAAGAGCUUCUUCAGCAGUCCCUUCUUCAAAGACUACGAGCGCACUUUGAUCCAGGAGCGAGAGCUGAGCGAGGAUCAGAGCUACAGGGAAUACAACUUCUUCAGCUGUCUCUCCAGGACUCACUGGCUGCCCGGCUGGAUCCUCACCAUGACGCUCACCUUGUCUUGUUUCGUCCUGAUCUGGAUCUGCUGUGCCACCGUGGCCACGGCCGUCGACCAGUACAUGCCGACCGAGAAACUGAGUAUCAACGGCGACGGCGAGUACAUGGCUGAGAAGAAGCUGAAGCCGUACCCGGCCUCCUCCCUGCUCAUCGUCGCCUCCGUGCCGGGCCAAGAGGAGGCGGGGCCGCUUCCUCCCAAAGUCAACCUGGGCCAGUCCGACAUCUGAAGGCCAACCCCCGCAUCUUCCUCAAAUUUUUAAACCUUUUGACCCUUUUAUAUAAGGAUGCUCCUUUAGAAUCAACGUGGUGGUCUGGUUUGGGGCUCGACCGGGGCAUUACCUGCAGAUCGAUGUGUGAUUCUGUGUGUGUGUGUGUGUGUGUGUGGUGGCUCACCAUUGAGUGGAGGACGGGGAGGUGAGGAGGCUGUUGAGCGUGGAGGAACUGAGGAUGCUGAGGGACUUUCUGCUGUUGUGGUUUCUAGACUCUUGACUUUUGCAAUGAAUUAGCUUGUCGACUAAAAGACGUUCCACUUCACUGUUCGGUAUCUGAAGUAAAUAAAGUUGAGAAAACCAGCUGA